Perkinsus marinus ATCC 50983 is the source of this 1896-nucleotide messenger RNA. RefSeq lists its product as hypothetical. Lineage: Eukaryota; Perkinsozoa; Perkinsida; Perkinsidae. Bases 1 to 1896 code for a protein of 631 amino acids. Gene Ontology annotation, biological process: chitin biosynthetic process. Gene Ontology annotation, molecular function: chitin synthase activity. The record is from RefSeq and is a predicted model, not a curated record. The transcript has 3 exons.
AUGCGUUUCCGUCGUGGUGACAGCCUCCCUGAGACUACUCGUCCAUUGGCUGCAGUGACAUCAUCAUCGUGUUGCACUCAGCCCUUCAUAAACCCUAAUAACCCCAACUACCGUUCUUAUGUUGAUAUUUGCCCUAAGAAGCGUCUCAACCGUCGCUUUGUCCGAUAUACCCCUAUUACCAUUCGAGACGAGGAGCUUGUGCGGCACUGUAAUAUCGAAUAUCCUCAGCAUGGUAUUGACCUUCGUGGCAUCCAGGAUAUGUUUGACACCGACUUCUACUGGGAUUUCUUUGGUGGUUGGAGUUCACUAAGACCCUUCCACAUGCGAUUCGUCGAAUCAGUAGCACAGACUGUGAAAUUCACCAUAGCAAUUUCUGUUGGCCGAGGCAUUCAAGGCGCCACUCCUCACGGUUUCUUAUCUACCCUUAUAUGUGUCAUGAGAAAUGUGAAAAGAAUGUGCGACGCGGGUCUGCUCGCAUGGGAUCAAAUUGUCGUUUGUGUGGUUGUCGAUGGUCGUAACGAAUUCGAGGUUGCUAAAGAAGAUUACCAAACUUCAUUUCUCAACGAGCUACAACGUAUGGGAGUUUAUAUGAGCGCUGAAGAGCUUUGGAAACCUGGUGGUGAACUGGACAGAGCUGCUAGGAUCUACCCCGAGGAUCGAGAGGCAUUGAGACGAGGCUGCCUCACUGUGGACCAUGGGAAGGAGGUAUUCGUCCACCUCUUUGAGAGUACUAUACAGUUGAAAGGCAACGACUUCCCGCCACUGCAAUUGGCAUUAUGUGUGAAGGAAUAUCCAGACCAGAGUUCAGCAGAUCCUAUCGUCACGUCGCGGAUGGCAUGCCACCUUUGGGCCAUCGAAGGUGUAGCUCGCCACUUCGCCAAUGUCACUUCUUCCAAGAACGACGUUAAAGUGGCGUUAAUAGACUGCGGUGUAUGUCCGGAUGAUAACUGCUUAUCGCUUAUGUAUAGUAAGCUACUAGAAGACAGAAUCGCUGUUGUAGGUGGUAAUACUAUUGUUACGGCAGCCCACCAGAUCCCAUGUGCUCCGUCGUGGAGGGUUCUACUAUCUAACCCGUGUUUGGCUUCUUGGUUACUUCGUCAGAAGUUUCGUAUUGCGACCGAUGGGGCCAUGGACACUGGUCUUGGGGGAAAUCUCAGUAACGUCAACUGUGCGAUGUGUGCGUUCCGACUUGAUAGAGUUGAUACGGACACUUACUUCACACAGUUGACUUUGGCUGGCAACAAUGAGUGUAUGAAUCCACUCCUUGCCAACGUCUUGCUGAGCGAUGGUGGUAUGCUAGCCAGUUCAGCUCAUGGUUCGUGUGAAGUCGUGCUACUGCCUGCGGCUAAGGAUAAUCCUAAAGCCAUGCAGAAGGAAGUCCUCGAGGAGAAUGCUCGGUCGUUCUCAUUUCGUGACUUCAUAGAGCACUCGAGGUUCGACACCUGGUCGCCUUUUGUUAUGAACUGUGAGGCUACUCAGAAGGGUACUCUCAAACACGUGAGUACGGCUUGUGAGUAUGUAUUCUUUGGCAUCACCGGAUUCCUAUUCGGCGUGAUAGUCGUCCCUCGAGCUAUUGGUAUCAUCAAAUUCGCCUCGACUCGCAUCUUGGAGACCUUUGGUAGUGCCACACGUUCGGUCGUCCGAGGCAAGCAGCCGUCCUUGCCAGAGAUAUCGGGCAUAAGCCAAUAUGAUGUUGUUAUGGACCUCGAUGUGGUGAAGAGUAGAAACCCUGAGAAGCCUCUUAGUUCGGGUGGAAUUGAACUCAGUAGUGGCCUGUCUUCUGAUGACAACAGCGACAACGGCUCGGACAUAUCAUUCCUCUCGGAUGAUGACGAUGAUGGUGAUGAUGAUUUCUUCGUGCCUUCUCCAGCGUAUGGUAUAUUCCCUACAUUGUGA